This is a messenger RNA of Spodoptera littoralis (African cotton leafworm), 3120 nucleotides long. NCBI's taxonomy places the organism in Eukaryota, Metazoa, Arthropoda, Insecta, Lepidoptera, Noctuidae. The record is from the annotation of a GenBank genome assembly.
AUGGACACAGAUACUUCUGAAACGGUAGAUACAGAUGGUUCAAUAGUUAGUAUUCAUGUUCGUAACUUUUUUUGUCACGAUAAUUUGGAAGUUAAUUUGAACAAAAACGUUAAUUUUAUUGUGGGUCGUAAUGGGAGUGGCAAAAGUGCGAUCUUAACUGCCUUAGUGGUGGGCUUGGGUGGAAGAGCGUCCGAUACAAACCGUGGGAGCAAUCUCCGCUCAUUUAUUAAGAAGGGUGCAAACUCAGCCACAAUUGAGAUUAAAAUAAAGAACAACAGUCCGCAAGCAUACAAACACCACAUCUAUGGUGACUACAUCACUAUUGUGAGACAUAUCAAUGCUUCGGGUGGUUCCAGUUAUAAGAUUAAGUCAGCUUCUGGUGAAAUAAUUUCAACGAAAUAUGACGAUGUGAAUGCAAUAACUCUUGCCCAUGACAUACAAGUAGACAACCCAAUAUCUGUUCUAAACCAGGAUGAUGCAAGAAGUUUCCAUGCAUCGGAUGCGAAGAAAAAAUUUGCAUUAUUUCGUAAAGCCACUAAUCUUGAAAUUACAGAAAAUAAUUAUAAAAUAGCUUUGGGAAACUGUAACAGGGCUAAAGCAGUGUCGAAGAGAAAACUUGAAGCAUGUGCGGAAUUAGAAGAAGAGUACAAGAAGAGACAGGCUCAGUUGGAUCAGUGGAAAUCCCGAGAAGAGAUCACAGCACUGUCAAAAACUCUCCAGAACGAAUUUUACUGGAGCGAAGUAGUAGAGUUAGAAAGAGAAGCAAGAAAGAUACAGGAACAGUGUGACAAACAGAAGGCCAAGAUGGACGAACUGAGGGAGAAACUCAAUAGUAUGGAACAGAACUAUGGCAGUAACACUAGUGCUAUAGAUGAGCUGAAAAAUCUUCUGAACGAAAAAUCUGCAGAGAAAGCUACGCUUGAAGAACAGCUUCGUAAACUAGAAUCAGAGGUGAAUAGCGUGCAGACUUCCAUUAGAACUUCACAAAACAACGCUUCUAAAUACACCGACUCCCUGAAUAGAGAGAAAAGGAAAAUUGCGGACUUGGAGCGGGAGAUACAAAAUAUCGAUUCUGGUGUGGCGGAAUCCCGUCGCGCGGAGCUGGAGAGUACAGCGGAGCGCGCGACGCAGGCCGCGGCGGCGACGCGCGCGCGGUACGACACCGCGCAGCACGAGGCCGCGCAGGCACGCGACCACGCCGCGCACGAACUGGCACUGGCGGAACAGGCCGACCAGCGCGCGCAGCGACAGCGCUCCACGCUACAACAAUUGAGGCAACAGCUCCGCGAGCUAGAGUCUAGCGGCAAUGACUCGCUGGCAGUGUACGGACCCAACAUGGUGGAGCUGGUGCAGAGAGUCAACGCCGCCGCCGCCAAGGGACAGUUCUCGCAGAAACCCAGGGGACCCGUCGGUGCAUAUCUAAAAGUGAAAGAGAAGAAAUGGGGCGGUGCCCUGGAGCACAUCAUCGGAGGAAGCAUUCAGUCUUUCUGUGUCAACACGCCUGAUGAUAUGAGGAAACUCUUUCAAAUAAUGGAACAGGUAUAUGGCUCCCGGCCCAAGCCGGGUGUGACGUGCAGUAGGUUCCUGAACCGCGUGCACGAUGUACGAGGCAGGCGCGUGCACGCGGGCAACUUCCGAUCCGCGCUGGACACGUUGGACGUGGCCGACCCCGUCAUUUCUAACUUCCUCAUUGAUAACAUCGGAUGUGAAAGUGUGCUGCUUGUACCUGAUCACGAGAAUGCAGUUAGUUUGGCGGACAAUGAGGCCAAUGUUCCGGAGAACUGCUCGAAGAUAGUGACCCUGGACUCCACGGAGUACCACCCCGCACCAAACUACAGGAGCUACGGUGGUUCCGGCAAGCAGAGUCGCUACCUACAUCUCAGCACUGCAGAGAGGAAAAAGCAAAUGGUAAGCGACAUAAAAGAUAAAGAAGCGACGUUGCAAGUUCUGGAGUCUGAAGCCGCUGAGCGGAGCCAACAGGCGAAGCUAGCGCGGGAACAGGAGCGGGCCGCCGGGCGCAAGCUGCAGGCCUUGCUGGGGGAACUGCACCGCGCGGACGAGGCCGCCCGCCUCGCCAGGGAGGCGCUCGGGCAACAACAAGCUCCGCAACAUGCUGUGCUCGUGGACGAGUUAAAUAUAUCAAAGGACAAGAUGGCCGGCUUGCAACGACAAGUGGACGAGUUUGCGAGCAAGGAGGCUGAGUAUCGACAGAAGUUGGACGAUUAUGACACGCACAUGAGGAAGCUUAAGAAACAGCUCGGAGAAGUCAAUGCUACUUGUAGAAGUACUAGGGAAGAGAUAGACAAGGAGCAGAUGAAGAUGGACCAAGGCGUGAUGGAGAGGAAGUCGUUCGAGCACCGUCUGCGUGAAGGCAGCAUCAAGAUGACGCAAGUAGAAGUCAUCCUCGAGGAGAAAUAUGCAAUCAUUAAGAAGAAAAUUGAAAUUGCUGAACGACUCUGUCCUAGGAUGCCAAAUCCUAGGGACAAAUUAACAGUGACGAAUCAGUUGAAGAAAUUAGAGGUGAAACUGAAGUCUAUACGGAGUGAUGCGGACGGACUGAGCGAGGCAGAAGUGACGGAGCGACUGGUCGACGUCAAGCGAAAAUACCAGCAGACCAGCAACGCCUUGAAACAUUUGAAGGAACUUCUUGACGUGUUGAACCCGACAACUGACCACCAUUUGAGAGACUGUGUGAAACGGCAGACCAGCGUCGUGAGGACAGUGGAACAUAUUUUUCAAGCAAUUCUUCUUGUUAGAGGGUACAGGGGUCACCUGGUAGUGGACCUGUCCCGCCACACGCUUGAGAUCCUGUGCUCGGGCCGCGAGGGCAACAACCGCGCGGCGUCGAGCACGUCCUCGCUGUCCGGCGGCGAGCGCUCCUACUCCACCGUCGCCUUCAUCAUGGCGCUCUGGGAGUGCGUCAGCCUGCCCUUCUGUUUUAUGGACGAGUUCGACGUUUUUAUGGAUAAUGUGAACAGGAAGGCAGUAAUGGAGAUGUUGAUUGAUCACGCAUUGAAGAAUACUAAGCGUCAGUACGUGUUUCUAACCCCACAGGACACAUCCAGUGUUACCUCCGGACCAAAGAUUAGCAUACAUUUAAUGGCAGACCCACGCCCUUAG